UCAACAAUUAAUAAUUAAUAAUUAUUAAAUGAACAAAUUCAUUGCACUAACCGUACUCUUGCUUUCCAGCGUUUUGGUGUCUGCCGACCCAUUCGGUGUUACUCUCGGAGGAGGAGCCACCUUCUCACUUGAUGAUGAUGCUGCUGAUCCUGACAUGAGGAAGAUUCACAUUCAGAUGGCCUUAGAUCAAAAUCUUCACCUCCUUGAGACAGCCACUACCAUCUGCUUUGCCUCUGAUGAUAGCUUCAAUAUUGCUGAUGGAUCAGUAGGAUUUGGAAUGAGCUUCCUCUGUGCCAUUCAUGAGUGUACUUCUAACGCACAUUUACAUACACUCUUGUUCGGAUCUCACUAUACAGCAGCAGGAUAUUGGGCUGGAGCUGGAACUGAUGCUUCUCAUACUAACGUUGGUGUGGUAAACUUGAAUGACGGAAUGCAUCCAGAUACUAGUUUCAACAUGGCAUCAACCUUAGCCGCUAGUAUUAACCUUCCAGACCUCGCACCAGCAGCAGAUGCUCAUUACAAGUGCUUCACUAACUUCGAUGGAUCAUAUAUUGAGGAUAACCUCUUGGUAGAUAUUCACCUGGAUAGUGACUGGGAAGAACACAACGUCACCAUCGCAGCUGUUGCUCCAUAAAUUGGCGAUAACCCAACACCUUAGCGAGUAAUUUCGCAUGGAGUAGAAUCUAUAUCAUAUUCUUUCAUA
This is a messenger RNA of Moneuplotes crassus, 703 nucleotides long. The record is from the annotation of a GenBank genome assembly. NCBI's taxonomy places the organism in Eukaryota, Ciliophora, Spirotrichea, Euplotida, Euplotidae.